Messenger RNA from Theobroma cacao (cacao), 3537 nucleotides. Its product is annotated as putative DNA (cytosine-5)-methyltransferase CMT1. Gene Ontology annotation, cellular component: nucleus. Gene Ontology annotation, molecular function: DNA (cytosine-5-)-methyltransferase activity; chromatin binding; DNA binding. NCBI's taxonomy places the organism in Eukaryota, Viridiplantae, Streptophyta, Magnoliopsida, Malvales, Malvaceae. The record is from RefSeq and is a predicted model, not a curated record. Gene Ontology annotation, biological process: negative regulation of gene expression via chromosomal CpG island methylation.
GGGGAAAACCCUUUCGCAUCCCUCUAUUCAUUUUCCAUCUCCGAAACUCUCUCCGCUUUGUCUCGAGCUGCAAAUGGGGAGGGGUUCAAAGCGAAAGGUCGAGAAGCAGCAGCUCGAUGAAUCGAUCGAUUCGGAAUCCGAAACCCAAAACGAGGAUUCGACUACCUUGUUACAUCCUCGAUCGAAGAAAGGCCGAAAGGUUGCACGUGACGCCGAGCUCUGUCUCGUUGGCCCACCCAUUGCGGCAGAUGAAGCCCGACGACGAUGGCCGUUGAGAUAUCAGUCAAAGAAUAAGGUUAAGAAGCAGGCUGUAACUGAGACUUCAAAUGAUGAGGAGGACGACGUACUGCAAGCAAGAAAUCAUUAUGAUAAGUCUAAGGUUGACGGUUGUCUCUACAAAUUAGGUGAUAAUGCGUAUGUUCAGGCAGAAGAUGGCAAUCUUAAUUACAUUGCCAGGAUUGUUGAAUUAUUUGAAACAAUUGAUAAAAAACCAUAUUUUAAAGCUCAAUGGUUUUAUAGGGCUGAUGAUACAGUUAUUAACAAGGAUAAUGCACAUUUGAUUGAUAAUAGACGAGUGUUUCUCUCUGACAUCCAUGAUGACAAUCCGUUGAAUUGUAUCCUCUCCAAAGUAGAAAUCGCUCAAGUUGCACCAAAUAUUGACCUAGUUGCAAAAGAGAGAACAAUCCCACUGUCUGAACUAUAUUACGAUAUGAAGUACUCCUUACCGUACUUGACAUUCAAAAAUAUAGUCACUGAAACUCCAAAAAGAGAUAGUGAUACAUCAUCAGUAGUUUCUAGUGAGUGUGGUUCGAGUGAGUGCGGUUCAAAUAAUGCUACUUCAAAAGUUGAGAGGUCUUUGCUAGAUCUAUAUUCUGGUUGUGGGGCUAUGUCCACUGGCCUUUGCAUGGGUGCCUCCUUAUCUGGUGUAAAGCUAGUCACAAGGUGGGCUGUUGACAUAAAUUCUUAUGCUUGUAAAAGUUUGCAAUGGAAUCAUCCUGAAACUAAGGUGAGAAAUGAGGCUGCAGAGGAUUUUUUGUGUUUACUAAAGGAGUGGGAAAAGUUAUGCCAGAAAUUCUCCUUGCUUGGAGCAGACAAAACACUUGAAAAUGGUUCAAGUGAAACUAGUGAUGAGGAGGAUGAUGAUGGCCAGGGAUGUGAAGAGGAAGAAGAAAAAGAAAGAGAAGAUGGAGACUCGGAGGAUUCCUCUGAAGAAUUUGAAGUUGAGAGAUUAUUGGAUAUUUGUUUUGGUGAUCCUAACCAGGUGAACAAGCCGGGAUUAUAUUUUAAGGUGCGUUGGAAGGGUUAUGAUGCAAGUUAUGAUACUUGGGAGCCUAUGAAGGGCUUGAGUAAGUGUCAAGAAAAAUUGAAGGACUUUGUAAGGAAGGGGUACAAGUCAAACAUAUUGCCUUUGCCUGGAAAUGUUUACUUUAUAUGUGGAGGGCCCCCGUGUCAAGGCAUAAGUGGGUUUAAUCGCUUUAGAAAUGGAAAUGCGCCGUUGGAUGAUAUAAAAAAUAAGCAAUUAGUGGUAUAUAUGGAUAUUAUAGAGCAUCUGAAACCGAGAUAUGUUUUAAUGGAAAAUGUUGUAGACAUUUUGAAGUUUGCUAAGGGUUUUUUGGGACGUUAUGCCAUCGGCCGUCUAGUUUCCAUGAAUUAUCAAGCUAGAAUGGGGAUGAUGGCUGCUGGAUCUUACGGGGUUGCACAAUGUAGGAUGAGGGUUUUUCUGUGGGGUGCACAUCCUUCAGAGAAAUUGCCUCAAUAUCCAUUGCCAACUCAUGAGGUUGCAUCUAGAGGACAUGUUCCAAAUGAGUUUGAGGAAAUCAAUGUUGCGUAUAGUAAAAGUGACACCUGUCAGUUGGAAAGGGCUCUUACUCUUGGUGAUGCGAUAUCUGAUCUUCCACAAGUUAACAAUGAUGAGAGUGAGGAUCAGAGGAAGUAUGGCAAAGUUGCUCGAACAGAGUUCCAAAAAUAUAUUAGAUUGCAAAGAAAGGAUGUAACAAAUUUGACAGUUGAUACUCGACAUGCAUCAUCCUUGGGAAUGCUAUAUGAUCACCGGCCGUUGCAAUUGAAUGCUGAUGAUUAUGAACGUGUUUGCCGCGUUCCAAAGAGGAAGGGUGCGAAUUUCAGAGACCUACCAGGUGUAAUAGUUGGUGAAAAUAACAGGGUAGAGUGGGACACAACAAUGGAAAGAGUGAAGCUCAAAUCUGGGAAACCAUUGGUGCCUGAUUAUGCCAUGAAGUUUGUCAAAGGGAGGUCAACCAAGCCAUUUGGUCGUUUGUGGAUGGAUGAAAUUGUUAAGACAGUAGUAACAAGGGCUAAACCUCAUAACCAGAGCAUCCUUCAUCCUUCGCAAGACAGGGUACUCACAAUCCGUGAAAAUGCUAGACUACAGGGGUUCCCGGACUGCUAUAAGCUUUUUGGGUCUAUCAAGGAGAGAUAUAUACAGGUUGGAAAUGCUGUUGCUGUUCCAGUUGCUAUUGCAUUGGGAUACGCAUUUGGUUUAGCAUGCCGAGGAGUCUCCGAUGAUGAGCCCUUGUUGAUCCUUCCUUUCAAGUUCCCAAAGUGUCUUGCACGGUCUUCACAAAUAGAAGUAGAUGAUUCUGAUUGAGGAAGUUCCAAGCAAAUACAAUUUGGAGUUUUGCCUCAUUUCCAAGAAUAACAAGAAGGAUGUUGACUGCAGAAGGACGUUUACCGGCAACGGGCAUCUCCUUUCGUGGUUCUCUAUAUAAAUCCUCGUCGGGUUGAAUUGGAUUAAGCAUGUUGUUGUGCUUUAGACUUUUAUGCAAUCAAAUGCACAAAGUGGGGGGGUGGGGGUCGGGGGCGGGGGACUGGGCUAGCACCCCCUUUGGGAUUAUUAACCAUUGCUUAGAUUCUGGGGUUAUGGUGGCAGCUUUCGACUGAACUAAGAUAUUCUCAUUAUUUAAUUUUUAAUUUAAUUAUUUCAGACAAAGUUAUUUUUUACUUUGACUCUCCAUUCUCUUCGUGAAUUUGAUGACUUUGAUGUAAAAAUAUUAUAUUAUACUAGCAGGAUAGUUUUUCAUCUUUUUACAGAAGAAAAAUGAAAGUAGAGAAGAGUCAGAACAUGCAUGCCACAUUGAUUGGCUUAUAUCUGCCACUUAAGAUUUCAUGUCCUUACGUGGCACAUGAUGUGGUCCCAAUACGAACACCCAAUCACUAUGGCUGCCAUAGUCCCACGGUAGUUUCCGUCUAACACUCUUUUAACUCUUGACCAUGUUUUGACAAGAUUUUCUUUCUCUUUGAUAGGAACAACUUCCAGUUCCAGGUUCCAAAACAGGUGAAGUCGAGAAGUUGGACUUUGUAUGCAACUCUACUCAUUCACUCUUUCAGUUGAAUCAAAGAAGCAUAGAUUCAACAUGUCCCUCACUUUAAGGCUCAGUCCCUUCCUUUCUCCACCACAAAACCAUCUGAAAUUCACAUUCAGACCCCACCCAUCCAAACCCACAGUUCUUUCACCAAAAAAAUUCACUUCUCCGCCUACAAUAAAGUGUGUCCGGGGGAACUCUGAACAUCUUCCUCUCA